AUGCCAGCAGAGAUGUUCAGCGUUGAAAAUCUGUCGCAAGACCUCCUGGGAGCCGAAUCCUCGUCGCGGAUCGACGACAACAACAUACUCGACUCGCCUGGCGGGAACUUGACAGUUUGGACUCUCCCUGAAGACUCAGGGUCAACAUUCAGCAUCGAGGAACCAAUGGGAGUGAUUGGACAGCUGUUUGGUGAUUCCACGAGCCACCCAAUGUUGCAGUCUCAGAACCCAUCGCAGGAAGAGCAAUCUCUCGUCCAGUCUCGAUAUUCAUGCCCUGACCCGCACCGACACAUGUCCAACACCCCAACCACUCUAUCUGAAUACUUUUUCCGAGAAGUUAUUACUCUCUACUGUUCUUGGGAUAGUGAACAAAAUGUUAUGCGCAAUAUCAUUGAGAAGAUGUGGCAGUCUUCCGGCGUCCUCUAUCAUACCAUACAGAGCAUGGCUGCAGCAUGCUUGUCAAAAGACUUCCCGCACCUGCUACCGGUCGCUCGUGAGGAACGUUCACAAGCACUUCAACUUGUGAAGAAUGGACCUCGGGAGGUAGAGAGGCAGGUAAUGCUGCUUGCAUCCAUGCUUCUUGGCCAUACAUCGAGCUGGCUAAGCCCUCACAACCUUGCAACCGAGACCUUUCGAGCAAGCCAAAAUAUACUGGAUGAAAUUGCCACCGACAAUAGUGACUGCUCAGAGAUGUCCUUUUUUAGAGACACCAUGGACUAUUGGGCUAUGCUUCUGGUCUACCUUACUGACAAGAACGAGCUGGGGGGGUACCAUCGAGAGGAACGGAUCGGACCAGCAAACUUGAUGAAACCAAUCGAACCACAUCCCUACUCUGGCAUUUCACAAGAUAUGGUGCGUGCACUGACCGAUACGGGGAUACUCAUCUUUCAAUAUCGGAAACAUAUGUCCACGAUGAAGUUCAUGACGGAAAGCGAUCUCGACGUGUUCAGAACUGCAUUACGUGAGGGCAGACGGCUGGAACGCACAUUUCUAGCACAUCAAGUGCCAAGCGCUGUCCACACCAAGAACCCUGGCGAUCCGAAGACACCACUGAAGCAUCUGGAGCUUAUGGAUGAAGCAUAUCGAUGUACAGGGCUGUUGCAGCUGUAUCGGGUUUUUCCCGAUCUUCUGAACGAAAGAUACUCACCGUGGAGCAAGAAUCACAUUCUGCGCCCCUCACCAGCACACCAAGUGCCAACAAAGCAAGAAAGACAGCUGUGGCUUACACAGUUUGCUUUGCAUAUCCUUGGUAUCUUGGAAGAGAUUCCAUUUGAGUCAAGAACUCGCAGUGCUCAGCCGUUCGUUAUGGUUGCUAUAUCCGGUGAACUCAGGCAGACUUCUCGGAGUUUUUGUGGCUCUGAAGUCACCAUCACAGACCCGGGAGUCUUAAGCAUUGAUGGUAUAUCUAUCGAAGUGGCCCGUGCUCGGAAGUUUGUGAGAUCCCGGUUGUCGGCGUAUACACACAUUCUGCCCUUGCGAAAGAGCCAGGUUAUUCUGGAGCUCAUCAAUCAAGUCUGGUCGGCAAUUGAUGAUGGACAGGAGGAUGCUUACUGGUUGGAUAUUGCUUACGAGAAAAAAUUGGGCACGAUGAUGGGGUAG
Molecule: messenger RNA, 1599 nt
Organism: Fusarium musae
Lineage: Eukaryota; Fungi; Ascomycota; Sordariomycetes; Hypocreales; Nectriaceae
Exons: 1
Coding region: 1-1599 (532 amino acids)
Biological process (GO): positive regulation of transcription by RNA polymerase II
Cellular component (GO): nucleus
Molecular function (GO): DNA-binding transcription factor activity; transcription cis-regulatory region binding
Source: RefSeq, a predicted model, not a curated record